Molecule: messenger RNA, 2712 nt
Organism: Crotalus tigris (Tiger rattlesnake)
Lineage: Eukaryota; Metazoa; Chordata; Lepidosauria; Squamata; Viperidae
Gene: UPK1B
Product: uroplakin 1B
Exons: 8
Coding region: 139-921 (260 amino acids)
Cellular component (GO): membrane
Source: RefSeq, a predicted model, not a curated record
UACGAUAGAUCUUCCCUUCUGACCAAUCAAAUGCCAUUGUUCUUGAGUGCCUUGGGCACUUUUAAAAAGUGACUGAGGGGGUUGGCAUAGCGAAUUGCUUGGUUUCAGAGUGAAGGAAGAUUGAAUUGCAAACUGAAGAUGGCAAAAGGAGAAACUGGUGUGCGAUGCUUUCAGGGCUUACUAAUUGUGGGAAAUGUUGUCAUAGGGUGCUGUGGCCUCGCACUCAUGGCUGAAUGUAUAUUCUUCGUGUCUGAUCAACACACUGUAUAUCCACUGCUGGAAGCUACAGACAAUGAUGAUAUCUAUGGUGCUGCCUGGAUUGGGAUUUUCACUGGUUUCUGUUUCUUUUGUCUAUCUGUUCUUGGUAUUGUUGGUGUCAUAAAGUCAAACAGGACAAUGCUAUUAGUGUACAUCAUCCUGAUGAUGAUUGUCUUUGCCUUUGAAGUGGCCUCAAGCAUCACAGCAACAGUGCAUCGGGAUUUCCUUACAACUGAACUUUUCUUGAAGCAAAUGUUGGAAAAAUACCAGAAUCCAAACCCACUCAACAAUGAUGACAAGUGGAAGAGUGAAGGUAUUACCCGGACAUGGAAUCGUCUCAUGUUGCAGAAUGAAUGCUGUGGGGUAAAUGGUCCAAUCGACUGGCAAACAUAUACCUCCAUUUUUCGGACGGUGAACAAUGAUGCAGAUUUUCCCUGGCCACGACAGUGCUGUGUUAUGGAUCUCCUAGGAAAAGCAGUUAACUUGGAUGGCUGCAAAUUAGGGAUACCUGGCUAUUACCAUCAGACAGGCUGCUUUGAAACUAUUACUGGCCCCAUGAACAGACAUGCCUGGGGCGUUGCCUGGUUUGGAUUUGCCAUUCUGUGCUGGACUACUUGGGUCCUUCUUUGUAUGAUGUUCUACUGGAGCAGAAUUGAAUAUUAAAGAUGUAAUGGCCUCGCAAUCUGCUCUUCCUGCUUUUUUCCAUAAAUCUAUAUAGUUUUUCCCCCUCCUUCUAUUCAGUUAUGACCAUUUCUCAGAGACUACCUGGGCAAAUCCCUGCAGUUUUCUUGGCAAGGUUUUUCAGAAGUGGUUUUCUUUGCCUCUUUUUCUGGGGUUGAGAGAAAGUGAUUGGCCCAAAGUCAUCAACUGGCUUUGCAAAAAGUGGGAUUACAAUUCAUGGUCUCCAUGUUGCUAGCCUGAUGCUUUAACCAGUACAUUAAACUUGCACUUACAGUUCAUAUCUAAAUAAUUUCUCCCUGUGGAACUUCUCAAGAUGUCCCUUUAAUCUUUUCUUUAUUUCCCCCAUUGCCUUAAUUUCAGACGUAGCUAUAGUAAUCACAAGGUAGGAAACUGGACUAAUAGUCUGAUCUGUUCUGUAACAAUCAGGCCAUACUAAGACAUAGCAAUAUAUAAGAAAAUUGAGGUAGAGUGGUGCUCUCUUGUUUGUUUGCUUGCUGACAUUUCAUUAUCCAAUUAGGUAACAUCAUCUAUGCCAAUGAGUGUUGAGUUUGUUCACUGUUUAUAUACAGCAGCUUGCCUUGCCUAUAUUAGUGGAGCUCUGGUUUUCUCUUUGGUAGUUACUUUAUAACUUUUAUAUAUCAUUCAAAAGAGACAAUUAAAAAGCUAAGAAGGAAACAAAAAGACCAGAACACAUCAUCUCCAGCAUCCCAAACUCAAUAAACAUGGAUUAAUACCAGACAAACAAUGAAGCAGAAAACCAUCUGCUUCUUCAAUCAAGGAGAAAACCACAGCCCUACCAACACUGGCAGAGCAAGCUACUAUAUAUAAACAGGGAGCAAGUCCCACAGUUACACUGAUGGUGUUACCUAUUUGGCUAAUCAAACAUCUGCAAGCAAACAACCUGCAGAGAGAACACCAAGGACCUCACAAUUCAAUCCUCAGCUACAUUUAUUUUCUUUUAUUGGAAAUGGCUAUUUUAAGAACAUAAGAAAGAGUUGAACCAGUUGUUUGGAAUGAUUAUCUAGGUAUUUUGCAGUAUUUUUUGGCUACCUCUGAUUACUGGUCCUGAUUGAUUACACAUACAAUCCUCAAUUUACCAAUUUUGUUAUGAUUCCUAAGUUAUUUACAAGAGAGGAUGAUUUCUUAAAACAGACAUGUCAAACUUGCAAUGUCACAUGACAUCACGCGACCUAUCAGAGCUUUUUCCCUAUUGCCGGCAAUGGGAUGGGCGCGGUUUUGUCAUGACGCAUCCGGCCCACAGGCCGGCAGUUUGACACCUCUGUCUUAAAAGAACCAAACAUAGCAGAACAACUAUACUUGAAAACACAUUGAAUGCAAGAGAUAUCCUAACAUUUUCCUUGGAUCUUGAAUUAAAUAUAUUUUGUUAGAAUUCACCAUAAAAUCACGUUUAUUAUUUUAAUAUGAAUGACUAAUAUAUAGAUGGCCAACAAAUUAUGUGAUCAAUCUUUUGUUAACACAUCAAACUGUAAGCUUUUUUGUGAUAGUGUAUGCCUUGUACAGAGAAUUUAAGAUGCAAAUGAUUUUCCAUAAAAUGUAAGCUCCAAAAAGAAAUACUUUUCUGUAUAUUUUAAUCCUGUUCAAACCUUUAUUAAUAAACUGUUUUUGAAUAAAAUAAAGAUGGUUAAGAGAAUAGAAUUUUGUCUCACAUGUAACCCAGGUAUACUGAUUGUACAUUAUAGUGAUUGCUCUCAUGUUUUCCUAAACUGAAGAACUGGAAUAAAUGAUUUUUUUUUAAGUUAGUGGGAAACUUCA